AUGCGACCGCAUUCGGAAUCAGUUGUUAGUGUAGCUUCUACGUACUCUUUACCACCAUCUCACAGCCAUCUUAUGGUGAACCAUAUCGAUGCUGCAGAUGAACGUAAGAGUCCGAUUGGAAAUCUGUCAUCUCAGAGUUUUAGCGAUCCAAGCAAGCGAGAACACCUAAAGAAACCGCUGACAUCAUCUCACAGCAUCGGGAACGUAGAAUCGUUCAUAGACCUGGGCGCAGAGCACGUCUCUCCAGCACAGCAGCGAUUCGUCUCCUUGCAAAGUCUGCCAGGUCAAGGCCGACAGUUUGGCUCUUCGAUUAUAGGGGAUAACUGUUUGGUAUCUGGUGCUCCACAACAAGAUGAGCUAGAAUUACCCUUACCACCUAAUUGGGCUAUAGAAGUGACACCCGAUGGUUAUAGAUACUAUGUCGAUCAUAACACCUGUCGGACGCACUGGAUCCAUCCUCUAGCCCGUGAAAACUUACCACCAGGAUGGAAUAAGAUUUUCCAACCCAGCACGGGUGUCAUUUAUUACAAUGAAAUGGAUGGACGAUCUCAGGUCGAGCAUCCAGGUUUGGCACAGCCACUAAAUCAACCUAUAAAUCAGCCUAUUGUCCCAAUAAACAGGACAGAAUCUAUGAUGGUAGCUAGUCGACGCACGGAAAGUGCUGUGGAACAUCUGAAUAUUAAGAGCUAUCAACAAUGUGUUUUUGUAGCAGAUCAUUUGAGAUGA
Cylicocyclus nassatus is the source of this 726-nucleotide messenger RNA. Lineage: Eukaryota; Metazoa; Nematoda; Chromadorea; Rhabditida; Strongylidae. The record is from the annotation of a GenBank genome assembly.